Brassica rapa (field mustard) is the source of this 1510-nucleotide messenger RNA. RefSeq names its product nuclear transcription factor Y subunit A-3. Lineage: Eukaryota; Viridiplantae; Streptophyta; Magnoliopsida; Brassicales; Brassicaceae. Gene Ontology annotation, cellular component: CCAAT-binding factor complex. Gene Ontology annotation, biological process: regulation of DNA-templated transcription. Gene Ontology annotation, molecular function: DNA binding; DNA-binding transcription factor activity. The record is from RefSeq and is a predicted model, not a curated record.
CUUAAAUGAAUAAUUAAACCACUUAACGACAAUAAUGAACCACAAGGAGUGGUAAUGGUGGCCAUGGCGAUGGUGAUUUCCUAGAGAGAGAGAAAAAGAUCGAAGAAAACCAAGAAGCAUAAGAAAGAUCAAACAAGUCCAACACGACACACACACUCUGAUUCACCGAGUUUCCAUAUAAAGAGACAAGAACCGUUUACUUCGGACAAGGAGACAUGCAAAACUAAUCUGGUGUCUUGUCUUCUUCACCGUCGGUCCAUCUAAUUCUCAAAAAAGGUUUUCUUCUUCUUCAACUUGUUAGACGUUAUGCAUCAGAUGAAUAAGAAAGAUUCAACUUUGCCGUACCUUAACACUAGCAUCUCAUGGGGAGUGGUUCCAGCUGAACCCCUAAGCAUGAAAGUGGUUGAUGCAAGGCCUGAACAUACCACAAAGCAAAUCAGUUUCCAGGACCAGGAUUCAUCUUCAACUCAGUCCACUGGUCAGUCUUACACUGAUAUUGCUAGUAGUGGUGAUGAUGAUAAUCCUUCCAGACAAAUCCCUUUUUCAACAAAAUCAGGAUCUGAAGAAACUCAGCAUAAGGGCUUCACAACUCAUCCUAAACCCGGCUCCAUGACCGGACUCCCUAGUAUCCACUUUGCUCCACCGCAGGCUAAUUUCUCUUUUCACUAUGCUGAUCCACAAUUUGGUAGUAUGUUAGCUGCAACUUAUCUGCCACAGGCACCAGCAUGCAAUCACCAAAUGGUGGGUAUGGUUCCUGGUCGAGUUCCGCUACCAGCGGAGAUCACUGAGACUGAGCCAGUCUUUGUCAAUGCGAAGCAGUAUCACGCAAUCAUGAGGAGACGGCAGCAACGUGCCAAGCUUGAGGCUCAGAACAAACUAAUCAAAGCGAGGAAGCCGUAUCUUCAUGAGUCUCGACAUGUUCAUGCUCUUAAAAGGCCAAGAGGAUCCGGUGGAAGAUUCCUCAACACCAAAAAGCUUCUUCAAGAAUCCGAACAAGAACAUGGCAAGUCAGUCCAACAGGAAAGCGAAAAGGCAAACAUGUCUAGAUUCGAAGCUCAUAUGCUGAAACACAGCAAAGACCGUGGCUCAACCAACUCUGGAUCAGACAUUACAUCUCUUUCCGACGGUGCUGAUGUCUUUGGACACAGUGAAUUCCAGUUUUCAGGUUUCCCAAUCCCAACUCAGACUAACCAAGCCAUGCGUGUUCAUGGUCAGUCCAAUGACAUGCAUGGAGGUGGGGACUUGCACCAUUUCUCUGUCCAUAUCUGAGACAUUGGAUCAUUUGGUGCUGUUUCCAUGUUCCCACCAAACGGGGGAAGUCAUCCUUGGCUACUACUACUAGUUCUGUUACUUGCUACUGUUUUCAUUUCACUUUAUGUAUGUGUUAGACAUCACAACAACAACCAAAAUCUUCACUUUGGAACACACUUUUUCACUUAUGUGUAAACUACUAGUUUGAUUUUCUUAUAAACUUUGAAUUGCUUUAUGUAAUGAAGAAGUCUCUGGAUUA